CAAGACGAGGCCACUUUUGAAAUUGUCGCGAUGGCAUCUACCGGCCAGGGCAACCUCACCGACAUCACCUCUGCCACAAACUCUGAGGACUUGACCGAAGGGAGCUUUGCGUCAAACAGUGGCUGGUGGAGCAACGACUCGGACGACGGCCACAGAGAACGCCAGAGCGACGUGUCAGUUGGCACGACCAAGCUGGCCUCCGAGAACACUGCGUCGUACCUAGACAAGCUGCAUCGCAUGUUGGAAUCGUCCCCUUCGACUGUCGUUGCGUGGACUCGGCAUGGCUCGGCGUUUGCCGUGUACAACAGAGAUGAGCUCGAAACGACGAUCCUGCCCCAGUACUUUUCAUCAGGCACGUUUGAGAGCUUUAUCCGACUUUUGAGCGCCCACGGAUUCCGCAAAGCAAAGCACACGAUCAACGGAACGCCCACGUGGGAGUUUCGCCAUCCCAACUUUACCAAUGGCCGUCAACUCUACACGAUCGUGCGUCGCCGUCGUCGGCGACGGCGGGAUGGCGCCCCCGAGCCACCACCGCGAACUGGUCGCGGUCCCAUGUACGGUCAUCUGAAAUCUACAUUGAUCGAUAUGAUGGCUGUGGUGCGUAAUCUCAAGACUGAGCUCGUUGACACGAAAGCGCUCGUCAUGGCAUACGCUCGAAUGCAUCAGGGAAAUGUGGAGUAAUUUGAGCGAAUGUGAAGUUCAAGGUUAUUUAACACAAGAGGGUCCGUCA
This is a messenger RNA of Aphanomyces invadans, 730 nucleotides long. RefSeq lists its product as hypothetical. NCBI's taxonomy places the organism in Eukaryota, Oomycota, Saprolegniomycetes, Saprolegniales, Verrucalvaceae. The record is from RefSeq and is a predicted model, not a curated record. Gene Ontology annotation, biological process: regulation of DNA-templated transcription. Bases 31 to 681 code for a protein of 216 amino acids. Gene Ontology annotation, molecular function: sequence-specific DNA binding; DNA-binding transcription factor activity. The transcript has a single exon.